Molecule: messenger RNA, 2577 nt
Organism: Neltuma alba
Lineage: Eukaryota; Viridiplantae; Streptophyta; Magnoliopsida; Fabales; Fabaceae
Exons: 3
Coding region: 1-2577 (858 amino acids)
Source: RefSeq, a predicted model, not a curated record
AUGGGAAAAAGAGUCCGUGAUAAGAGACCUGAUGUGGCAGAGGAGAAUAAUAGUAGUGGUGCUAGCACCAGUGCCAGUGCCAGUACUAGUCAUCAUGGAAGAACUUGGAGCAUUCUUAACAUUAUGAAGUAUCAUCAUUGGCCUCAUAACGUCAAGAAAAGGCUCACACACAAGAAGAAUGCUGCUGGAAAAAAUCCUGAUGGUGGAGCUGAUAAUUUGCAGGACUAUGAACCGAACUCAAAUUUAUAUGAAGAAAUGUCCGUACAGUCCACUUCACCAGCCAAACAUUCUGUGAAAGCCAGACUAAAAGCACUUCUUAGUGAUGAGAUAGCCAGAAAGAAGGGUCAGCAUAAAAGAAGUUCAACCUACCCUGCAAAGCCAAGACCACCAAUCAAAGCAGUUUCUAUUCCCAGUUUAGAUCACUCAGAUGUUAAUCUCGUCUCUGAAUCGGUUCCAACAGAAAAUAAUCCUAAAAUGGCUCCACAUACUACUGAGACGUUGGAGAAUUUGCCAUUAGCAUGCUCAACAGCCAAUAAGGAGAUCUGUGUAGAGUGUGGGACCAUGUUUUCUAGUGGUUCAAUGGAGCAUAAUAGUAUGGUUCAUAAACAUCAGAAACCGCCAUCAGAAUAUCACAAAGCAUUGAUGAAGGAAACACUGAGUUGUGAAGAGAAGUCCAUGCAUGCCAAGUUACUCACAACUGACGUGUCACCUUAUCUAUUUAAGGAUUUCUUGGAUGCUCUUGAUAUGAUAAAUUCAAAUAAGAAUUUGCUGUUAAAAUUUCUGCAGCAUCAACAUUCUCCUUUGGCAUGCCAUUUUCCCAACCAACAGGAAUCAGCAAGAAAGAUAAGACUAAAUAAGUCUAUUUCAUUUCCUGUACCUGGCUCGUCGUCAUCAUCAUCCCAAUUUAAAAGACAAAACACAAACAAAAUGGCAGAUGAAAUGCUCAAAUCAAGAGAGGUACAAAAUGAUGGUCAAACACAAAAGGUAAUAUCUCCGUCUGAAUCUUCAGAAAAAAGUGACCAGCAGCAGCCUGUUUCGUUGGACUCUACUUAUUAUGCAUCAUUACCACCCCGGGUUCGAAAUCCUAGGGCUAUUAAGCGUUUCAAGGAUCUUAGACAGAAGGUGAAACAUGUUCUUGAAGAGAGCAAAAAUGAGAAACGCCGCAUAGCCAUGGAUGCUGUGUAUGACAAAAUUCCUCAUGGAAAUAAAGUUCCCAUAGAAUUGAAGAGGAAGAUUCCCAAAGUUCCCAUAGAUACUAUUUCACCAAGUGAAUUUGGCAAUUUUAAAAAACGUCAGAUAUCUCCAAUGAGGACUGCAUCUUUGAAUGAAUCAGUUUGGAAAUAUUCUCAGCUUUACGAGACUUGUUUUAACAAAGGAACUAGGUACCCUAAGUCUGAGAGGUUAAAGGCGAAAAUGGAGGAGAAAAAUCCAAUAUUAAGGACCCCAAAAUCCUUUCAAAGGUUUCUUUCACUGCCUAAUCUUAAAGAUUACUUUUCUCAAAAUGAGGAGCCUUCUUCUGUUUUACCUCCCCAGAUUCCAAUUAGGAAAUUUGGAGAGAGAACCGCUAGCCCAAGCACUAGUGUAGAUAACAUUACAACUCCAGAAAGUGUUUUAAAAGGUGUCCAAAGAGGAAUAGCCAUCAGAAGUGAUACAGGGUUGGCAUCAGAUGAGGACAAGGAGUCAAAUCAAAAUGAAAGUGUAGGAAUUGAUGAUUAUUUCGGAAAAGUAACAGACAGUGAGAUGAAUGAAUCAACUUCUAUUGUCGCUGAAACAAAAUCAAUCUCCUUCUCUGGCUCCAGCUUCCUAGAUGAUUCAGUUAGCUCUGAUGAGAGGCUAUCUUUACCAGAAGUUUCCUACUUCACCAUCUGGUUACGGUUGAAUGGAACAGAAUCACAAAUAAAGCCAUGGCCAACUGAUGGAUUGGAUCAUCUGGCAGAGCAACUUCAAGAGCUUGACAUUGCAGACUAUCAUGAAUUAGUGAGUAGUGAAAAUGAUUUUCAGAAAUUUAGCACUUUGAACAAGCAUUUGGACUUGGGGAUUCCUAGCCUUGGAGUGGACACAGAUAGUGUGGCUGAAUUUAACUAUGUGAAAGAUGUAUUAGAGCUAUCUGGGUUAUCCACAAGUCAUGAAUACCUUAGCACAUGGUUUUCCAACGAGCAACCAGUUGAUCCUACAGUGUAUGAUGAAUUAGAAGGUUGCUUACUAUUUGAUCCUCAAAGUGCUCGUAACGAAGAAACCAGGGCUCACUGCAACCAUUUGAUUUUGUUUGAUUUAAUCAAUGAGGUAUUGAUUGAGAUUUUUGGGAGAUCAUACAGUUAUUACCCAAAGUCGUUAUCUUCUCUCUGUCAUGUUUAUCCAAUACGAGUAGGAGACCAAGUUCUAGGACAAGUGUGGACACUUAUCAAGUGGUAUCUGAACUUGAAUUCAGAGUUUUAUCCAUCUUUGGAUUACUAUGUUAGCAGAGACUUGGCAAGAAGUGAUGGGUGGAUGAAUCUCCAGUUUGAUUCUGAAUGCGUGGGGCUUGAGUUAGAUGACCUUAUUUUCGAUGAUCUUUUGGAGGAGAUCAUCUGCAAUUGA